GCCUUUAGAUGAAAGAGUGCCCUGAAAUUUUUCAUCACACAAAAUGAUUUCCAUGAACCCACCAAGCUUAUUGUCCUAAAACCUGAUCAAUGGAUUCAUCAUCCCAAAUCCAAAGCCUCGAAAUUUCUCUACAAAGCCUCACCAAAAGCUUCAAUAGAAGGCGAAAAUGGAAGGCUUUCUUCGACGACAGAAGGGCCGAAAAUCGAGAUGAAGUUGAAGAACAGAGAUCUUCAUGGAGAUCCCAAUUGUCAGAUUUCUUAAACUCAACAGAGAUUCAUAUUUUCACCAUAAUUUUACUCUUCACAGACAUCAUCUUCACAAGUCUUGAAAUUUCUUCAUCCGUGGUUCCGUCAUCAUCGUCUUCACCAAAACAAGAAGUUUGGUUUCAUUGGGCUGGAAUUGGGUUUAUGGGCCUACUUUGCGUCAGAAGUCUUUUCCUUCUUAUUGGGUUGGGCUGGAGGUCCUUUCUGAGAAGCCCAGGGUAUGUUCUUGAUGGAUUAGUUAUGCUUGUGGCUUUGAUUUUGGAAUUGUUUUUGGAAAACAAAGGAGGAGGAUUGGUUGUUGUGGUGAGUUUGUGGAGGAUUGUUAGGGUUGUUGAGAGUGCAUUUGAGCUUAGUGAUGAGGCCAUUGAAGCAAAGAUUGAGUUGGUUUUGCAACAAUUUCAAAAUCUCAAAGAUGAAAAUGCAAGUCUUUUGGAAAUUAUUUUGGAGAAAGAUUUGAUUAUAGAGGAAUUAAGAGAAGAGUUGUCAAGAAAGAAUUAAUUUAGUUUUGUUUAUAAUUUUACUUUUCUCCCUACUUUGUAUAAUGUUUAUAAUUAAAAAAAAGUUAUAUACUUUUCCCUCUUU
This is a messenger RNA of Oldenlandia corymbosa var. corymbosa, 845 nucleotides long. The record is from the annotation of a GenBank genome assembly. Lineage: Eukaryota; Viridiplantae; Streptophyta; Magnoliopsida; Gentianales; Rubiaceae.